UUCUUUUCAUUAUUAUAUCAAAAAACCUAACACCCCUCAUUAUUGCUCCCACUUCAAACCAAUUUGCUUCCUUGAAUGGCAAGUCUCUUCUCCUCACCUCUCAGCUCACGUUCUCUCUCUCUUGUCAUCAACCUAUUCUUCAUCUUCCUCAUCUAUCUCCAUUUCGCUUCACAAAAUCCUCCUCACUCCAAUUCCAUCAAAUCCCUGAAUUCUAUCGCCGCCGGUGACAGUGACAGCUGCAGCGAAGGACUCGCCGUCCUCGACGACCACCGUUCCAAGUGUUCUUACGUUAGAUCGAAAUCAAAAUGUGGCCCACAAGGUUACUUAGACUAUCUCAAGAUUUUCUUCUGUAUCUUCGGACAAUCCCCUGUUUUGGGCCAUCUAGUUUUAUCCAUCUGGCUAUUUGUUCUGUUCUACUUGCUCGGAGACACGGCGGCGAGUUACUUUUGUCCUUCUUUGGACAGCUUAUCUAAGGUUUUGAAGCUGUCUCCUACAAUGGCUGGAGUUACGCUUCUCUCUCUCGGCAACGGUGCGCCUGAUUUGUUUUCAAGUAUUGUCUCCUUCACGAGGUCAAAUAAUGGCGAUUUUGGGCUCAACUCUGUUUUAGGCGGUGCGUUCUUCGUCUCCAGCUUCGUUGUCGGGACGAUUUGUUUGUUAAUUGGAUCUAAAGAUGUCUCUAUCGACAAGUACAGCUUUAUCCGCGAUGUUGUUUUUCUUCUGGUCGCUCUGUGUUGUCUCGGUUUGAUCGUCUUUGUCGGCAGAGUAACCAUUUGGGUCGCACUUUGUUACCUUUCCAUUUAUAUCCUUUAUGUUGGGUUCUUAUCAUUUUCGCAUUUCUUCGAUCGCAAGAAACCUAUCUCCGACCAGAUUCUUCGUACCAGAGAGGAUUUGGCCGAGAUGGGCGUCCCAUUGCUCGGAUAUAUCAGCGAGGAUAAGCCCGUACCGCCGCAAAAAAUUGCUCAUGAAUCAAGAACUCAAGAACAAGAAUUCAAGAUUGUGUUUCUUGAUUCGCCAAAAAAGCAGCCGUCUUGCUUCUCGGUGCUAGUGAGCGUCCUAGGACUACCUCUGUAUCUCCCACGGCGGCUCACGAUUCCCGUCGUCAGCGAAGAAAAGUGGUCAAGGCCUUGCGCGGUGGUUUCCACAGCCAUGGCGCCUGUUCUGCUAACCGAGCUUUACUGUUCUCAUUACAACGGGUCCAAAAGAAACCUAAUCUUGUACAUAUUAUCCGGAGUAAUCGGAUUAUUCUUUGGUAUCUUAGCGUACUUGACGACGGAAAGUUCUCGUCCGCCGAAGAAAUUCUCACUAGUUUGGCUUCUAGGAGGCUUCACAAUGAGUGUGACAUGGACAUACAUCAUAGCACAAGAGCUAGUCUCAUUGUUAAUAUCCUUAGGGAAUAUCUUUGGGAUUAGUCCUUCUGUUUUAGGACUAACCGUUCUUGCUUGGGGCAAUUCUCUUGGCGAUCUGAUCGCCAAUGUGACCGUGGCGGUUUACGGAGGAAACGACGGUGCGCAGAUAGCACUUUCCGGGUGCUACGCUGGUCCGCUAUUCAACACGGUGAUUGGACUAGGCGUGCCACUUGUUAUCUCCUCGUUGGCUGAAUAUCCUGGGGUCUACAUCAUUCCAAGUGACAAUUCGUUGCUUGAGACACUAGGCUUCUUAAUGGUAGGCUUGCUUUGGGCACUUGUGAUAAUGCCAAAGAAGAAGAUGAGGCUUGAUAGGCUUGUCGGUGGCGGCUUACUCGCUAUUUACCUCUGUUUCUUGUUCUUGAGAUUGGCUAGGGUUUUCGGAGUCCUCGAUAUCGACCGGUGAACUUUUAAGUAUCGUGAAUUUUUUUUUUUGGGUAGCUUUGAAAUAGUAGAUUGUUAUCGAAGAAAGUUGCAAAUAGAUCAAAGUUGUGGGUCUUAUAUUACUAUUCCUUAAAUUUUAAGUCUUGCGAAUACUACUGAGAGGGAUGGCUACUUUUGUUUGUUGCUGAACAUUCAUUUUCUGUCAAACUCACUUAGUACAGAAAGCAUUGGCAUGUUGUUCUACAUUCAUUGUUCAUGGAUUGUAUGUAUAUAGUACAUCAUUAGUAUUAAA
Messenger RNA from Eutrema salsugineum, 2079 nucleotides. Its product is annotated as cation/calcium exchanger 1. Gene Ontology annotation, cellular component: membrane. The transcript has a single exon. Gene Ontology annotation, biological process: monoatomic cation transport; transmembrane transport. Gene Ontology annotation, molecular function: monoatomic cation transmembrane transporter activity. Bases 76 to 1809 code for a protein of 577 amino acids. Lineage: Eukaryota; Viridiplantae; Streptophyta; Magnoliopsida; Brassicales; Brassicaceae. The record is from RefSeq and is a predicted model, not a curated record.